AUGAUUUUGUGGGCAUGGGAGCGUUUAUCACACAGUCGGCCACAAAAAUUACUCCCACGUGACCCAUUACCUUAUGCAGUACCAAAUGAAGCAGAUGCACAUGUGGAGGUCGGCCCAACAGAUGGUUUUGCACCUACACCGGCACAUGAUCCUGCACCACAUGUCGCAGCACAUGAUGACCUUCCUACAGGGCCUCGUGGGUGUAGUUGGGAUGUUGCAUGA
Molecule: messenger RNA, 222 nt
Organism: Ilex paraguariensis (yerba mate)
Lineage: Eukaryota; Viridiplantae; Streptophyta; Magnoliopsida; Aquifoliales; Aquifoliaceae
Source: the annotation of a GenBank genome assembly